This is a messenger RNA of Triticum aestivum (bread wheat), 1538 nucleotides long. RefSeq names its product DNA repair protein XRCC2 homolog. Gene Ontology annotation, cellular component: replication fork; Rad51B-Rad51C-Rad51D-XRCC2 complex. The transcript is spliced from 11 exons. NCBI's taxonomy places the organism in Eukaryota, Viridiplantae, Streptophyta, Magnoliopsida, Poales, Poaceae. Gene Ontology annotation, molecular function: DNA binding; ATP-dependent DNA damage sensor activity; ATP binding. The record is from RefSeq and is a predicted model, not a curated record. Bases 1 to 1395 code for a protein of 464 amino acids. Gene Ontology annotation, biological process: double-strand break repair via homologous recombination.
AUGCAACACCUCCUCGCAGGCUGUUCCUUCUCCCACCAAGUUUGGCAUGAGGUGCUCCCUUGGUGCCACUCCACCGCCGCGCUCCCGGGCCAAAAUGACGAGUUCAUUGCCUGGCUCACCUCAGCCAUCGCCGCCACACCGCGUUGUCUUCGGCGUAGGCUCACCUCCAUCACCAUCCUCACGGAUUGGUGGCUUUGCAAGCACCGCAAUGGUUGCAUCUUCCACGGCGGCAACCCUUCUGCCAGCCGAGCUGUCAACGACAUCCUGGAGGAGAGCCACGGGCGCCAAACUCGAUCCAGCCGAGCGCCCAAAAAUCCGGUGGAAAGGAGGGGAGGAGAGCUCCAGAACCCUAGCCAUGGCCGGGGGGGGGCAGGAGGGGGGCCGCCCCGCGACUGGCUCUCCGUAGACGAGACGGCGGCGGCCUUCCUCUCCCGCUCCCUCUCCACGCGGCCCCCCAUCCUCCUCCCGCCGCCGCUCCACCGCGCGCCGCUCCGCCCGGGAAACAUUGUUGAGAUCGCCGGCCCGUCUGGCUCCGGCAAGUCCCAGCUGCUCCUCAUGUCUGCAGUGCAGUGCAUACUACCAAAGGAGUGGGAAGGUGUCUAUUUCGGCGGCCUGGGGAAAGCAGUCAUGUACAUUGACUUGGACUGCCGAUUUGAUGUGCUGCGGCUGGCUCAGAUCCUCAGGAAGCGCAUUGCGGCGGGUUGUGGUUCAGUGCAUCAUGAAGAAUUUGAAACUGAUGGUUCAAAAGAUAAAUUCCGUUUGUUUGAAAGUACACUGUUUUCUGAUUGCAUGAAGCGUUUCCUGUAUGUCCGUUGUUACAAUAGUUCCGAACUUAUAGCUGCUUUGAAGAGUCUAAAAUCUCAAUCUGAAGCCAGGAACGAAAUUUUUGAUAUUGGUGUAUAUUUCCUUAUGUUAGACAGCAUUGGCGCAUUCUACUGGAUAGAUCGUGCUCUUCAACCUACUAGAGAGAGUAAAGGGAAAACUCUAUCAUUUCAGAGUAUCACCGAAACUGUUGUCCAGGAGAUACACAAGUUUUUGCAACUUCAACCUAUUUUGGUGUUGGUCACAAAGGCACCUAUUUAUGGUGAAGGAAUCACGACAUCAAACGACUUCCAAAGGGGUUCUCCAAAGUACAUGUCAGAGGAUUCAACACCUUUGGGAUAUCCGAAACGGGAAGAAGAAAGAAAUGGUUCAUGUCGCGAAUACAUGCCAUCUGCAUGGCAGACAUUUGUUACACACAGGAUAAAGUUGCAAGAUUUAGCACAAGAACCAGGGUUUUUCUCUGAGCAGGAAAAUGCAAUCCUUUCUGUGCAUACUUGUGAGUGGGUGCAGCCUUCCCUAAACUCAAAAGAGAAGUUCUAUAUCAAGGAUGACGGUGUUGGCCUUAUACAGUGAAGCCUAUCAGUUUCUGUGCUGGCAGAUAGCAUGACUUGUCCGACCUCCUGACAGAACUGUUGUGAUCUGUGAUAAACGUAUGUAUGGGAAAUGCUUAAGUAAUAUCUCUAUCUUGGUCCUCGGGUAUUAUAUGGCACAGAACC